AUGGUACCUGCUAGGUAUGUCCCGAAGUGGAAGAAACAGGCAUGCGAGGUACCUGCAAGUCAGAACGAGCACAGUCAUUACGUAUGCACCGACAACGGCGAAGUAAAAUGUCUGCGGGGGUGGACAGGAGAUGUGUGCGAUGUUCCUAUUUGCAGAAAAGGUUGCGACCCCCUGCAAGGCUACUGCAAGAGGCCGGGCGAGUGUCUCUGUAAACUUGGAUUCUACGGCGAGCUCUGUAACAAAUGCAUCUCACUGCCAGGCUGCCAUCAUGGCUACUGCAAUACAAGCUUUGAAUGUAACUGCCAUAAAGGUUGGGAUGGUUUGUUCUGUAGAGAUGCCAUCUGCAAAUCGGACUGCCAUCCUACAAGAGGUUAUUGUGAGUGGCCAGGAGAAUGCAGGUGUCGUCUAGGCUGGGCUGGAGAAACAUGUACCGACUGUCAAGUGCUACCAGGAUGUCAACAUGGAUAUUGUACAAAGCCUCUGGAAUGUCGCUGCCGUGAAGGAUACUCAGGGAUGCUUUGUCAGACCCCUAUCUGUGCUGAGAGCUGUCAUAAGGAGCGAGGCUACUGCCGAAAGCCAGGAGAAUGCAGGUGUAAGGUGGGCUGGACCGGCAAGAACUGUGAUGAGUGUUUUCCUUACCCUGGGUGCGUUCAUGGUACAUGUCAUCGCCCUUGGGAAUGUAAUUGUGAGCCUGGAUGGGGCGGUAUAUUAUGUGACGAAGAGCUCAAAUACUGUGACAUGAACAAAGACGUAUGUGAAAACGGAGCAACCUGCGUAAGUCUCACAGAAGAAGACGGGAACUACCGAUGUCUCUGCGCUGAAGGGUUCACUGGCCGUAACUGUGAGGUAGCUACACAGGUGGAGCAAGCAGUCGUCUCUUCCACAAUUCCCCCUAAUACUUCUGUCACCACAACCAUCACAUCUUCCCCAGAAGUUACGAGUGAGAUCCUUGCCAACAUUUCACAUAAUGAAGCUAUAUGAAAUAUAUUUAAAAAGCGCUUGUAUCAGCUGCGAGACGUGUAAGGUUCAAAUAUAAUCUGAAAAUAAUAAUUGCAAAAGCAGAAUACAUUUGAUACGAAGGUUUAAACACAGGAAUUGCCACGAGACAGGGAAAUGCAGACAUGUAAUUGGCCUGUCGUUUAUGACAAGUGCCCAAAAACAUAAUUAAUUUAAGAAUAAUUUAAUUUUUGAAAAUAUAUAAUUCAUCAUAGACCUAUUGAGACUUAUAGUACUAACAGUUGAUACUGAAAUAUGAUCAGUUCCCAACAUGAAAAAUAAUCUCCACUGUAUAUGAGAUUUAAUAGAGAAAGUAGGAUAACUCUAAUAAGUAUUUCAUAAUUUGUAUUAAAGUUAUACACCCAUAGACUGGUGACACUUAU
Zootermopsis nevadensis is the source of this 1379-nucleotide messenger RNA. It is a transcript of the gene C901, whose product is annotated as notch receptor 4 protein C901. Gene Ontology annotation, biological process: cell communication; anatomical structure development. Gene Ontology annotation, molecular function: signaling receptor binding; calcium ion binding. NCBI's taxonomy places the organism in Eukaryota, Metazoa, Arthropoda, Insecta, Blattodea, Termopsidae. Gene Ontology annotation, cellular component: membrane; extracellular region; cell surface. The record is from RefSeq and is a predicted model, not a curated record.